AUGACCCGGAGGUUUCAGGUAGAGAGCGACGAGGAAGAGGAUGAUGGUGUACCUUACAACCCCAAAAAUCUUCCUCUUGGCUGGGACGGAAAGCCAAUUCCAUAUUGGUUGUAUAAGCUGCAUGGACUCAACAUCUCGUACUCAUGUGAGAUAUGUGGCAAUCAAAUUUAUAAAGGACCUAAAGCAUUCCAGAAGCACUUUAAUGAAUGGCGGCACUCGCAUGGCAUGCGUUGUCUGGGAAUACCAAACACUGCCCAUUUCGCCAACAUCACACACAUUAAAGAUGCUCUAGAUUUGUGGACUAAAAUCAAGGGAGAAAAGGAGCGGCAGAGAUGGAAUCCGGAUCUCGACGAAGAAUUUGAGGAUUCUGCUGGCAAUGUAGUUACUCGGAAGAUGUACGAAGAUCUCAAAAGACAAGGGCUUCUGUAAAGAGUUCAUUGUACUUGUUUGUACCAGUCUUGUAAUCCACCUCAUGUUGUUGAAUUUAUGGCUUAUGUAUCUCUUCAUUCUCCAUAAACAGUCGUCUAUUAUGUCUGCUGAGAUUCGUUUAUGAUUACUUUAUGAAACUCUAUAAAUAACUGAGUUGAGAAAAGUUCUUG
Messenger RNA from Cylicocyclus nassatus, 599 nucleotides. NCBI's taxonomy places the organism in Eukaryota, Metazoa, Nematoda, Chromadorea, Rhabditida, Strongylidae. The record is from the annotation of a GenBank genome assembly.